Molecule: messenger RNA, 729 nt
Organism: Malus domestica (apple)
Lineage: Eukaryota; Viridiplantae; Streptophyta; Magnoliopsida; Rosales; Rosaceae
Source: RefSeq, a predicted model, not a curated record
AUGGACCGCAACAAUUAUCUUAGUUGGCGAUCUCAAUUUCAGGAUAUUCUUGAAAUUCAUGGCAUGGAAGAUGUCAUGACUAUCAAUUCUAAACCACCGAAGAAGCUCGAUGAUGGCUCUGUCAAUCCCCAUUAUUCUAGGGACAAACUCAUUCUCAGUUGGAUCAAGGCUACCUACAUAUCCUCUAUACGAACUAUUCUAAUCCCUUGCACCUAUGCUUAUAAUUCUUGGACUUUCUUGGAAAAACGUCUGUCACCUCUCUCCAAGACUCACAUCCUCACUCUUCGUGACCAACUUCGCACUCUUAAGAAAGAUUCGGAGAAGCCCAUGUCUGACUAUCUAAUGCAUGGCAAAAGCCUUGCAGAUUCUCUUAAUACUGCUGGUUCCAGUAUCAGUGAAGAUGACCUCAUUGAAUGCCUUUUAGAUGGCCUUGGUCCUGAAUACAAGGAGUUUACCACCGCUGUUCAUCUUCGCCCUUCUCUCUUAUAUGAUGAUUUUUACGACCUGCUCAUUGAGGAAGAAAAUCUCAUAAAAAAGAUGUCAUAUUUUUCCUUGUCCAACGGUGUUGCCUUCACCGCUCAUCAUCGCUCUAAUGGCCCGUCCAAAUCCAUCUCCAAUGGAAAUCGGUUCUCCUUCUCCAAUCGUUCUUUUAACCACGGACAAGGUUGUGAUUGCAUCGUCCUGGUGGUGGUUGGCGUUCUUCUAAUUCCCACCGCUAGACCAAUUUGA